Messenger RNA from Diplodia corticola, 1086 nucleotides. RefSeq lists its product as uncharacterized. The transcript has a single exon. The coding region runs from base 1 to 1086 and encodes 361 amino acids. The record is from RefSeq and is a predicted model, not a curated record. Lineage: Eukaryota; Fungi; Ascomycota; Dothideomycetes; Botryosphaeriales; Botryosphaeriaceae.
AUGUCCAGAGAUCAGCUGCAAGGUCCCGAAGAUGGCGCUGCAAGCCCUUCCAGCAGCGCGAACCCUGAGGCCGCUGCCGUCAUCUCUACCGACAACAUCACAAUGUUGCCAACACAAUCAUCCCCCGCCAGACAGCACCAUGCCAUCAACCACAACAGCUCGACCGAUGGCAUACUUUCUCUCCUACCAGUUCAUAACUUGGGAGAUUCAACCAAUCUAGAUCCAACCACCUUCUUCGCCCCCGCAAUGACCAAUCACAGCCCAGACCGAGACAGUUCCCGAUUUCUGGAUCUGAAGAGCGAGAUCCAAGCUCAGCUCAACACCUUCCAAAAUGACCUCCUUCUCAUCUCAGAGCUCGAAGGACCACCAACCGCUACAAAGAACAGCGUAUUGGAAAAGGCCAAUGAAAGCCUUAAGCGGCAAAUCAAUCGAUUGCAGAAGAUCACGAACAGUAUUAGGUCGAAGACUACUGAACCUUCAUCAACAAGAGCCACAUUAUCGGGAGCCACAUCAUCGGGAGCCACAUCAUCAGCGACAUUGUCAUCAACAACAUCGUUAUCAACGACAUUAUCGUCCUCAUCCUUACCCUCAUCUUCCUUUACUACGGACUACACCACUGGAGAAAUCAACUCCCUCCACGCUACAGAUGCGUUUCUCCCAUCAACAUCGGUAUCAGUAGCGCCUCUUCCCGAGCAAGAAGCUGAAUUGGUGGCACCAACUUCUCUCCAACCACGCCGUAAGAAAAGAAGACGAAGCAGCAAUGACACCGGUGACCCCCCCGACGCCCAAGGCCCUGCCAAUCCCAACCAUGGCACGAUGAUGAUACCAUAUCUCCACUCAGCAUGCCCUAACGGCACAUCGCGACAAGAAGUCCCACCCAUCCCUCUCCCGCCGACAUCGCCCUUGUUCCAAGAUGAUGACAUCUUGAACGGUAUCGAAGACACGCUACAUCCUCUAUUCAAUUGGCAAGACACGACAGGAACUGCUGACUGCUUUUCGGAUAAUUUCUACCUUAUGGAUUUUGAUAUACAGAAAGAACCAGAAAAUAUAUCAAAAAAGGGGCAUGUUUCUUUUCCCUUUACUUGA